Phragmites australis (common reed) is the source of this 2387-nucleotide messenger RNA. RefSeq lists its product as uncharacterized. Lineage: Eukaryota; Viridiplantae; Streptophyta; Magnoliopsida; Poales; Poaceae. Bases 495 to 2243 code for a protein of 582 amino acids. The record is from RefSeq and is a predicted model, not a curated record. The transcript has a single exon. Gene Ontology annotation, molecular function: protein binding.
CAUCAUCAUUCCAUGCCAUUCCAUUGCUCUCAUUACAGCAACUUGCAGUGAUCUGCUGAAAAUACAUUAAUACUAGGCAAGUAAACUACUGGUGAGAUGGGAACAUGACAGACAAAACAAGCGACCAGGCCAGAGUUGGAGGUUGCAGAUUGCAAGAGGGCAGCAAGAUUCCAAUAGAAGAAACCAACAGGAGGCAGCAUAGCAGGAGUAACUAGAGGACAGAUCAGAGAUUGGUGCACUGCAGUACCAACCAGCCUACCCAUCUGCCCUCACAGUGCAUACGUUGGGUAAUAGUAGAUGCAGUACAAAACUAACAUUUGUCACAUACUUGCAGCAACAUCUCAUCAUUUAUACUACUUCACAGUCCCCCAAGUCCCAACUCCUUGCACCAGCAGAGCUAACAGCUCUCCCAAUCCCAAGAAACACCUCGAGAUGCAUGCUACAUAGAUAGAGAUUGGUUUUGUAGUGUUAUCAACUGACCAUCGGGUGAAGAGAUGGGAGAAGCAGAAGAAGCAGUGACAGCACCAGAAGGCAGCCAUGGCGAGGCACUGAAGCUUCUGCAGUCCUUGGCCUCCUCUUCGCUGGCCUGCUCCGUUACGCAGUUCCCAGUGAAGUGGCAAACGAUCAAAGACAAGCUUCAGCAGUUCUGCUGCAACCUGAAUUCAUUGUGCAGCGGCGUCGGCGCCAAUGGCGGCGACGAUGAUGGAGAGAAUCAUAUGCUGGUUCAGUUUAUGCAGUCAGCUUCAGCAACCGUGAGGAGCAUCCAAGUUAUUGCUUCUCAGUGCAGUGAAGGGUCCUACAAGGGUGGAAGGCUUCGUCUGAGGAGUGACCUGGACAACCUGAGCUCCAAGCUUGAUGCACACAUGAAGCAGCUCAAGGAGAUGGCUUGCUCCGGGAUGCCAUCGGCAUCGAGGGCCAUCAUCGCGGUGAGGCCCGGCAUUGAGGCCAGCAUAGGUGAGAAGACGUUCUACCUCAAGGAUCUCUUCUCCAGGAUCAGGAUUGGUGACACUGUCCAGAGAGGCCAGGCACUGGCCACCAUUAGAGAGCUCUUGGCAGAAGAUGAAGUGUGUGCAAAGGUUGUUGCUCUUGACACCGAGGACGGCAUCGCCUUGCUCACCGGGUUUCUCGAGUCGAGAGAUGUACGCAUCCAGGAAGAGACUGCAGGUGCCGUCGCCAUUGUUGCAGGUUCCGAGUACUACAGAGGAAUGCUGGUUAAGGCAGGGGUGAUUGCUCCAUUGGUUCAGCUGCUGGAGAAUAAAGACACUGCCAGUGAGCUAGCCAAGGAGAGGGCAGCUCAGGCACUGAGGGAGCUGACGGAGAACUCCGACAACGUGUGGGCCGUCUGCGCGAACGGCGGCCUAACCACGCUGCUGCACUCCUGUGCCAAUGCCGACAGCAGCAGCAAGCUGAUCAGCUCAUCUUUUGCAGUGCUGAGGAAUCUGAGCAGGGUGGAAGAAGUGAAGAUGUUCAUGGUGGAGCAAGGGGUGGUCACGGAGCUGGUGAAGCUCUCCCAGAAGAAAGAAGAAAUCCGCAAGCUCGGUGCCGUCGAAUUGCUCCAUGCCAUGGCUCUGGAUGAUGCCGAUGUCAGAGAAGAAGCAGUCAGCAUGGGGGUGAUCCAAUCACUCCUUCAGUUGAUAUACCCUGACCUUCCAUACUCCUACAAGGCCAGGGAGGUUGCUCUUGCAGCCAUUUGGUUCUUCUGCUUCUCUUCUGCAAACUCAUUAGAUGACCUAAUCAGCUCGGAUAGUCUCGGCUGGCUGCUCUUCUACCUCAACAAUGUCGACUAUGCUGUCCUUGAAUGCACCCUCAAAAUUCUGAGGCACCUCUCUGAGGUUUCAGAGGAGUACAACAGGAUGAUGGGAAGAGCAGGGUAUUUGAGCGCCCUGGCAAGCCUGCUUGGAGCGAAAUCCUGUCGAGUCCGGGAAAUGGCAGCUCAAGUGCUUUCCAGCUUACUACUGCUUCACCCCAAUCGCGUCAUUUUCGUUCAAGACAGCGACAAUUUGAAUAGGCUGCUGCAGCUGCUUGAUCCGGCUGAGGGCAAGCUGAUGGCAAAAGACUUGAUCCUCUCUGCUAUCAUGUCCUUGGCAGAGACCAACAGUGGAAGGAAGAAGAUUGUGACAUCCGAGCACUUCAGCAGCCUGAAAGAACUGGCAGACUCUGGCGACUUCGACGCUAAGAAGGUCGUUAGAAAACUAUCUGCUAACAGACUGCAAACCAUUUUCAGCAAAAUAUGGAGUGCUUAAGUUAUUUCUGACACAAAUCUUCUCUGAUGUCUUUACUGCGUAGUUUAUUUGAUGUCCAUAGUUCUUGUUUUUCUUGUCAUCUCGUUUUAAUUGUUAUGAUCCCUUUACGUUGUACAUUGCAACUUCAGUCAAUUCAAGGUUUUU